Molecule: messenger RNA, 2773 nt
Organism: Micropterus dolomieu (smallmouth bass)
Lineage: Eukaryota; Metazoa; Chordata; Actinopteri; Centrarchiformes; Centrarchidae
Exons: 6
Coding region: 1844-2494 (216 amino acids)
Source: RefSeq, a predicted model, not a curated record
GGUACUAUCUGCAAUGGAAAACUGAGUAGAGUCGAGUCUAUCGAUUUGCGCUAUGGUAGCAUUUUUUUGGCAAGGCAGCAUAGAUUGUCAGAACUCCGGCAACAGUUCAAUAUUUAGUCCUGAUGGUAAGAUGUGGAACAAUGAUGUUGUGUGGUUGUGGACUUGUGUGACUUAUACCAUCUGCGAGGUCACGGUUGCAGUCUGAAGCAGCUUUGAUUUGGAUCACACUACCUUGUUUCUUACGACCCGCUCUUCUCUGCUUCUAAUUGGCUAGUAGUCCUUACCUGGGAACUGUGCAUGUGCAACUCCCAACAAAGAUAGUAAGAUGUGUCACUCUGUAGCUCAUGAGCGGAGUGUACAACACACAGAGAGAAAAGAGGAUCUGCAGCAAUGUGCAGUAGGAGAAAAAUAUGAGCCUGUUCCAGGUCAGCCACAUGUGGAUCAUCUGUAGGUGAAAAUCCCGGCUCUUUGGUGAUUUAUGUAUCUUUUGUUCUAUACCUUUAAACUCAGAAAGCAGCCGGUUUAAUGUUUGUAAUUUACAAUUCUAUUUAUGUUUUAGACAUUUAUCUAACAAUCUUAUCUAGAGCAUAAUGAACAUAAUUUAGUUACAUGAUGCAUCAAGAUGUUGUUGUCUGUUAUGGGAUGAAGAUGACCCUGAUGACCCCUACAGUAACCUUCAGCAGCCAGCAAGUGGUCUCUACCAAACUCUCAAAUCCAGCCAGCAAAUCAGUGGCUGACUACGUGGAAAAGCAGGAAAUAGAAGGAGACACCAAAUUCAAGAUCCAAGUUGUAAAAUAUAUGAAAACAUUGAAACCAAAGAAUCAAGAUAAGACAGCUGUGUAAUAUGUGAAUGUUCUUCUGAUUAUAUUUGGACAAAGUCCUGCAGUUCUUUAAGAUUUCCAAAAUGAUGGCAUUUUUGUUCAAAGGUUUUUGUGAUAUAGGUUGUUUUCCUAAAUAUUGCGAUUGCAGUGUUUGUUUAAACAGGUCCUCAUGUGAAUGCAUUAUUUUCAUAGUCUGAAAAAGCAAGAUUGUGAUUUUGAUACUGAUUGGUACAAUGGCUAGUUAAUAGUGGAUAUACAGGAGAAGGAAACUCAGCAAAGGCUUAUGGUUAUAAUUACCACACACUCCUUGUUUUCAGUGGUGUCCAGUCAUCACCAAAGUAGAGUCUGUUCUGAUUCUCACAAAAUAUUAUGGUAAUGUCAUUAAAACCUCUAAAUCCUUCAUUACAAUAAUAUAUUUGCUAAUUGAAGAGUAAAUAUCCCAGAAGCUUGUAAUACUCUCAUGAACUAGGUUAAAGUUUGAGCAACAUUUAUUCACUUGCAACAAGUGAGAUGUGCUUUUGUCAAAUUAUAACUGCUGUGUGAAGACGACACACUUGUUUCCUUAAAAUGGAGGUGAGUAACAGAAAACUACAAUGAGCUGCAAAGACCGUGCAGCUUUCUAUUUACAAAUUAAGCUCAGGUCUCUAAAUAUGUGGUGAACACAAUAGAAAACAUGUCAGUAUUAGCAGGCUACGUGACACAUGACUCACUAAUCUCACAAAAUGUAAAACCAACACAGGCGAGACUUAACAUUGGUUGAACUCCUGGUGGAUCCAGCUCAAACUGUAGUCUGAACAUGUGACUGUUGACCUGAGAUCUCAUCGUAGACACAUGUAACAUAGAUAUGAGAUGUUUUUGAAGAUUAGAGAGUCUUAAUAUGAACACAGAAGCUUAUGUAGCUGCACUUCCUUUUAUAGAAGUGUUCACAUCUCUGUGAGCGUUUGAGGUUCAUAUAGAGCAGUGCAGUCCCUCCCUUCAGUACAGGAUUUUGUUCUGCCUGUAGCAGUUGCUUCUUGACCAGUAUGGCCAAAUGGAAACUGUGCUUUGUUCUGCUUCUGCCACUAAUGGUGUCUUCUGACAGCGAAGUGACACUUGUAAAAACAAUUGGGGGAGAACCAGAUGUCACUCCAAUAUGCACCAAUGAAACACUGAGUAUCCUCACACUGAUAGUAUGUAAGAUCAGAACAGAGAGGAGCAGGGGAGAAGAGUGUCGUCUGCUGUAUCAACAUGGACAGGACUUUGUGCACGAAUGUGACUCCAGGUUCACACUUAUGACAGAGAAUCAGACUGUGUUUCUGCACCUGACCAGUUUAACACCAGAGGACAGUGGGAACUACACCUGUGAAUGUUCACUUUGGAAAGGAACAUAUAUUCUCCAUCUGAAUAUCACUGUGGAAGAGGAUGAAGACGCCAAAAGUUUAACACAGAUGUCCAUUCCGAGUGCUCUGAUUGGUGUAACUAUAGUCCUCAUUAUGGCUGGAGUUAUUCUGGCAUUUAUCUACAUAGGAAUACGUCAUGGAACACGACUGAAACCACUGAGCAGUAAUCCAAAUAUGGAGCCACACGACAUCGAGCCGUACAGCACCUUCAUGCAGAGAGAGAGCGGGCUUUAUUCAACUGUCAGACUGCAUGUCGCUAACACUAAUACUAAUAAUUCAAACACAUUUACAUAAGAGGACACACAUGCCAGGAAGUCUUUGUAGAGCUCCAGUUAUACUGGAGUAUAGUAGGUACCCAUGUGAAACAGGCUUAUUGUCCACAAGGUGGCACUCUUUUGCUAUGUGACAAGUUCUGUAUUCUUAACAGUGUAUUUCACACACUGAAAUUUUAAUGUGUAAAACUGAGCACAGGGCUGUACACUGAUAUUAUAUGAUACUUUAUUAAUAAGCAGAAUUAACUAAUGAAUAGUAAUGAAUAAUAAAGCAAAUAAAGGUUAAAACAAGUUGUUGCUU